AUGAUAGCACAAGAAACAUCUAAGGACCCUGAUCUGACAAAAAUAAUAAAAGAAAUCAACGCCGGAACAAGCUAUUUACAGGAAUAUACACUGCAAGGUAAUAUUUUAUUCCGAGAUUCACGAGUAUACAUCCCAAAAUUUUUUCAAAAGACAAUAUUGGACGAACUUCAUGUAACACAUCCAGGCAUAGUUCGCAUGAAACAGCUAGCGAGAAGAUACUGUUACUGGCACAAUAUUGAUCGAGAUAUUGAACAAGUAGUACGGUCAUGUCAAGCCUGCGCCCUGAACCAAAAAUCUCCAGCAAAAGCACCAACACAUCAUUGGGAAGAACCACAGGAAAAUUUUCAAAGAGUUCACAUUGACUACGCUGGACCCAAAAAUGGUAAUUUCUACUUUAUAUUAAUUGACGCGAAGUCUAAAUGGCCCGAGGUCAGAGCAAUUAAGAAAGCACCGGACACGUCCACAACAAUGUCUCUUCUAGAGGACAUAUUUUCCUUUCACGGUUAUCCAAAUUUCUUGGUAUCCGACAAUGCAACGAUUUUCAAAAAUCAGAUAUUCGAUAAAUACUGCAAGGACCGAGGCAUCACUCAGAUAUUCAUUGCGCCAGGACAUCCUGCAACCAAUGGACUUGCAGAAAGUCCAGCAGAGCUGUACUUGCAUCGUCAGCUACGUAUUCGUUUAGAUGCGAUAAGACCUACUAAAGAGUUACCAUCAACUGUUCCACAAAAUGGUACGAUACGUAGUCUCAAAACUGGUGACCGAGUAACUGUUCGAGUUUACAGAAACAAUAAACCACCAUGGGAACUAGGAUUCAUCACGCAAAAGUUGGGCUCAUUACAUUACAUUGUUAAAUUAGACAGUGGUUAUAUAUUUAAAAGACAUAUUGACCAACUCAGACUCGUGAAUGUCCCAGCUCCGAAGCCAACAAUCCAGAAGACUCCAACUCAACAACCUAUCGUACAAGAUCGUCGGACAGUUUCAUUUUCAGAUCAUGAUGUGAUAGUGUGCCAUCAUCCGGUAUCUCAAGCACCAUCAUCAACACAGGCUGCAACUGAAACUCCAACUUCACGUCCUCAAGCAUCAGCAGAAGCUGUAACUAGAACUGUACCUCCACAUCCAGAGGUCCACACUCCACGACGUUCAGGAAGACAAACCAAACGCCCUAUUAGAUUCCAAUAUUAA
Messenger RNA from Eupeodes corollae, 1182 nucleotides. RefSeq lists its product as uncharacterized. Gene Ontology annotation, molecular function: nucleic acid binding. Lineage: Eukaryota; Metazoa; Arthropoda; Insecta; Diptera; Syrphidae. The coding region runs from base 1 to 1182 and encodes 393 amino acids. Gene Ontology annotation, biological process: DNA integration. The record is from RefSeq and is a predicted model, not a curated record. The transcript is spliced from 2 exons.